Molecule: messenger RNA, 547 nt
Organism: Hermetia illucens (black soldier fly)
Lineage: Eukaryota; Metazoa; Arthropoda; Insecta; Diptera; Stratiomyidae
Product: cuticle protein 16.5-like
Exons: 1
Coding region: 45-491 (148 amino acids)
Source: RefSeq, a predicted model, not a curated record
UCAGGAUCCAUUCAUCCAGGAAGACAGUUCACAACUCAAGCAAAAUGAAAUUCGUAGUUUUGGCUCUUGCUCUUAUUGGCACUGCCUCAGCUGGAUUUGUCGCCCCAGCUUACACCGGCUACUCCGCUCCAGUUGUAGGUGCCGCCUACUCUGCUCCAUUGGUAGGUGCUGCUUACCAUGCCCCAGCUGUUGCGGCUGCUCCAGUCGCUUAUUCAGCUCCAGCUGUAGCUGCUGCUCCAGUUGCUUACUCUGCCACAUUUGCUAAGCCAGUCGCCUACACUGCCCCAGCCGUCGCUACUGCCGCUGUUGCCGCUACCCCAGUCGCUUACACUGCCCCAGCCGUUGCUGCCGCUCCAGUUGCUUAUUCAGCUCCAGUUGUUAAGUCACUCGCUUACACUGCUCCUGCUGUUGCUGCUCCAAUCGCCACUGGCUUCCAUGCUGGAUACGUCGCCCCAGCUGUUGACUACUGGAAGAAGAAGGCUGCUGCUUAAGUUGUGAAUUGUUUUACAGGAAUGGAAUUAAAGGCACAAUAAACUGAUAAAAUGGA